Messenger RNA from Coccidioides posadasii C735 delta SOWgp, 2928 nucleotides. RefSeq lists its product as uncharacterized. Lineage: Eukaryota; Fungi; Ascomycota; Eurotiomycetes; Onygenales; Onygenaceae. Gene Ontology annotation, biological process: G protein-coupled receptor signaling pathway. The record is from RefSeq and is a predicted model, not a curated record. Gene Ontology annotation, cellular component: heterotrimeric G-protein complex. Gene Ontology annotation, molecular function: GTPase activity; G-protein beta/gamma-subunit complex binding; G protein-coupled receptor binding.
GCAGAAUCUUCGAGCUUUCGCAUUUUCAUCUGCCAGGCGAGAACCAUAAUUGAUGAAACCUCGUGGCUGGAGGCGACAUAAGUGGCCCCCCAUCACAACCGAGACAAGCAUCCCCGGCCCCGAUCACUUGUCAGCAACCCCAGCAACGCCAUACCGCGUACGGGGUAUGCGCAUCUUUUCCCGCCGGCGCGCCCAAUAAAACUUCCAGGGGAUGCAGCAAGCCUGCGUUGCAGGCUGUCAAAAAUCUCCUACCAUACUCUUCUCGCUCGGUCGAUAUCUCUAGCGGCCUUCCAUUCCGCUCCACUACUUCGCUGCUAUCGAGGAGACGACAAGGCUGCCUACUGUGUACUCAAAGCCCACUAACCUUCAUGAUCUGAUUCACUUUCACUCUUGAACAGUGAAUAUACAUUAUUCACAUAUUAUAAUUGGUCUAUCUGGGUGCCUGUCGUCCGAAUUGUGACCGCAUUUCAACUCAGUAAAGCUUGUGUUUCCUGGGUUACAUUCACUCUUCCUAUCCAUUUGGCAUCUUCCUCACCCAGCCAUUCACUCAUACUCCCCCUGCAAUAAUUUUCCCCUUAUCGCCUCCGAGAAAAUUACUCUGCCUAUUUGCUCUGUUGUGUUGUCUUAUGAUCUUGGUUGUCAGGUGUUGCUCUGAGUUCUAAACUGCCUCUUGCAGUAAGAGAUCUUUGUUCCCCCCCGCUAUUACAACCUACAUCUAUUUCAAUGUCCGCGACUUGAACAAUACUAUCUGCCCCCUAUUUUGUUUCGCGACUCCACUCUGGCUGGAUUUUCCGGGACGAGAACUCCCUGAUUUAACAUUGGAAGCUGAUGGAUUAGUGAUUAGGGACUUUAAAAGCCUUUCACCAUGGGCUGUUCUGGAUCCAAGGAGAUUAGCCCUGAAGAGCGGCAGGCGAUCAAACAAAAUGCAAGCAUUGACAAAAUGAUACGAAUGGACAAGAAAACAUAUGAUCGCACAGUCAAAAUCCUUUUACUCGGCGCUGGCGAAUCAGGAAAAUCUACUAUCAUAAAGCAGAUGCGCAUCAUCCAUGCAGGCGGUUUCCCAGAAGAUGAACGCCGACAGACCCGCGCUAUUAUCUAUUCAAACAUGAUUGUGGCCUUUAAAAUCUUGCUGGAUAUAAUGGAAGCUGAAGGAAUCGAGUUUGAGGCUGCUGACACAAAGUCAUUCGCGCAAGUCAUAGAAGAGACUGAGGCAGACGUGGAGUCUGAUGAGGCGUUUACCGAUUUAAACGUUCGACAAGCGAUGAAGAGCAUGUGGGCGGAUCCAGGAGUUCAAAAAGCUGUCGCAAAAGGUCAUGAAUUUGCUCUUCACGACAAUCUCGACUACUACUUUAAUUCCUUGGACCGCAUAUUCACACCUGGAUGGCUUCCGAAUAAUCAAGAUAUGCUCCAUUCGCGACUGCGCACGACCGGCAUCACUGAGACCCUCUUCGAGUUAGGCCAGAUUAAUUUCCGGAUGAUGGACGUUGGCGGACAGCGCUCAGAGCGUAAAAAGUGGAUCCACUGCUUCGAAGGAGUUCAAUGUCUACUCUUUAUGGUUGCGCUAUCCGGCUAUGAUCAGUGUCUUGUCGAAGACCAGACUGCGAAUCAAAUGCACGAGGCGAUGAUGCUCUUCGAAUCUCUGGUCAACGGGGAGUGGUUCAGGAGAAAACCAGUCAUCCUUUUCCUCAAUAAAAUUGACCUUUUCAAACAAAAAGUCCCUACUUCACCCGUGUCGAAGCACUUCCCAGAUUUCAAGGGCCCAGACGGCGACUACCAGGCAGCAACGAAAUUCUUUUCAGAUAGAUUCAAAGGCAUGACCCGUAUGCCUGAGCGAGAAAUCUACGUCCAUCACACUAAUGCCACCGACACGACUCUUCUAAAAGCGACCAUGGACUCGGUGCAGGACAUGAUCAUCCAAAAGAAUUUGAAUAACCUUGUUUUGUAGGCUCCGUGAUACCCAAAAAGUCGCAUUCCUUGCAGAUGAUGUUUUUUUUGCAUUUGCGUCUUUGCAUCCUACCAUGUGCAAUUAUGUCUCUUGCUACUAUGUUCCUAUAUUUUUAGUUUUCGGGAGUUUCUAUAUUCCUUUCCUUUUUUUCCCUCCCUUUGAGUUGGGAACCAUUUGCGAUGCUCGAAUCCAUUGCAGACGGUAAUAGUUCUUGUGUCCAUAUUCUCUUUUCAUGCCCACACGUAUUUAAACCCUUGACGUUCGGCCUAUCUCCGCUUCUUUUUAUAUUCCUUGCCCGAUACGUUUAAUUUUUCUGGUGUCUGAUAGAACUUUAUGCUUUCGCCUUUCUCCUUGCGCGCUUUUCUUUGACUCGUGGCGGCACUCGCGAAGACAAUCGCUCGGGGCACCACCCCUUUCUUUAUAUUCUCUAAGCAGGCGACAUCUUAUCGAGCUAUUCAGGGUUAGUGCGCAUAUGCAAGCUAUGGGAGGAUCAUUUGUGUUUCUUUAGGUCGCGAUGGCGAGUUUGGGCUUCGAACCGGCUCAAACUUUAAAGCAGUGGAAGGACUCGAUCCUGGUACUUUUUCACGCCGAUUUUCGGGAAUUGUUACGCUAGAUGCUGGGACGAUAAAUUAUGGGUUGACUGUGUUUCAAUGCUGCUGUUUAACGAUGCAACUUGUUCUGUGCUCUUGGUCAGGUUCUCCACAAGGUCUCUCCAGGAAGGGAGCAACAUGCGGACUUGGGAGGCUGCGGAAGCGGCUAGCUGAGAAGCGCAGUGAUCGACAAGAUAGAGUAUGAAAACAUGAUUAAUGGUUGUGGUCUUCGCUUGCCCCUGGCUGCCGCUCAUACAGCUGCCUGACCCCGCGUUUGCGAACGACUCGAUUAGUGACUAGGUUGAGACGGAAACCAGCCGACACAGAACGAAUUGGCCUGGCGUUAGUUAACUAGUUAGUUACCCCUCUUGCGUAGCUGUGUAUUCUCAAGGU